Messenger RNA from Neocloeon triangulifer, 1609 nucleotides. RefSeq lists its product as uncharacterized. The transcript has 3 exons. The coding region runs from base 131 to 1366 and encodes 411 amino acids. Lineage: Eukaryota; Metazoa; Arthropoda; Insecta; Ephemeroptera; Baetidae. Gene Ontology annotation, cellular component: membrane. Gene Ontology annotation, biological process: stabilization of membrane potential; potassium ion transmembrane transport. The record is from RefSeq and is a predicted model, not a curated record. Gene Ontology annotation, molecular function: potassium ion leak channel activity.
GCUCGCCCGCUCCACAGCCAAAUCUGCGUCGCUCGCACCAACCAAAGAAAAAACUUCUUUUUAUUCAACUUUCGUCUGGGAAAAUCUGAGGUGUCUCGGCUCGGUCGUCCGUGCGGAUGCUGCGCCCCCGAUGAGCCUGAAACCUUGCGAGUCACCACCUGCACCUGCAGCCAACGGAGCGCCAGCCAGGGAUGCUGCGGGGGCGAACAACCAGGUGACCAUUGAGCUGUGGGACCAAAGUCCUGCAGCCGCCCGCAGACUCCAGACACCUGGCUCGUCGCAGACAUGCUCCGACGAUCAAGAUUUAAAGGGAAAAGAGCAGGUGGAGACGGAGUCGUCGUGCGUUGUUAUAAGCCCGACCUCGGUGACUCUGGAAAGCAACGGCUGGUGCCCUCAGGAGGCAGCAUCUAGACCACCCGCCACUGCGGUGAUUGACCUCAAGACGGUGCACUUCAGCGUGGACACGGUUGAAGGGCGUCGGAGCCGCGGUGUUCAAGCGGUGCCACCGGACUUCCGGCUCCGUUCCGUGCCCAAGUUGCGCUGGACCAAAAAGUGCUGUGUGAAGAACGUUUUUGGAAACGUGCUGCGAGUGUUCGCGUCGCAGGUCGGCAUGGCCGUGUUCCUACUGGUGUGGACGUUGGCGGGCGCGUGGUCGUUCCACGCGACCGAGGGCCCUCGUGAGGCCGCACUUGGACUCGACGUGCGUUUGAUGCAGGGACGCUUGAGUGCCGCGCUCACCGACCAGCUCCACCAGCCAAACCAGCAGCACGCGUGGAAGAUCGUCGAGGACGCGCUUCAGCGCCACGAGCACAGCGUCGCUGACGCCAUCAACGCGGGCUACGCGAGCGGUGGCGUCGUCUGGAAUUUUGCAGGGUCCCUUCUCUUUGCUGUCAAUAUGCUCACAACUAUAGGUUUUGGUGCUCCGGUUCCUCGGACGCUAUUUGGCAGGACAGCUGCCUUGAUCUACUCGGCCGUCGCCAUCCCCCUGCACCUUAUAUGGGUAGUCAACUUUGGCGCGCUUGUGGCCGAAAACCUGCAGAAAGUGCUUGUUCGUCGACGCUCGUCCCAAAUGAGUGACGACCUCACAAACCCAACCUGGUUCUCCUGGCUUCCUGUGGCCGCUAUAAUCUCGCACUAUGUGUUUGGCAUUGUCCUGUUCGGCGGGGUCGUGCUUUUUCCGCUACUCUUCACAACGGCCGGUGGAGUCGGACAGCGAAGUUCCAUCGAACGGGCGGUGUACGCGGUGUAUCUCGAGUGCGCCGUCAUCAUAGCAGGCAUUUCUAUCAAUGUGUGGAGGAUCUCAGCCUCGUCAGGCUUUCUCAGUUUUGGUCUCAGGCAUAAUUUGUUGGCCAGAAGGAAGGAUUAAAAAAAUUUGAUGCGCACAAUCAAAAGUAAAGAAAUGAAGGAAUGUGUUACAAAAGAAAGACUUUGUAGUUUAUAAAUAUAUUCUCUCUCUUCAGCGAUAGAAAGACUCAAGGCAUGUUAAUUCAUGUAUCUCUUAAACAAAAUACAUACAUAUUAUAUUAAUAAGAAGUUAAUAUAUAGUCUGUUAAAAUAAUACGCCAGUGUGCCAGCACAAUAAAUCUAUUUUACAUUGUUAAACCUCUUA